Molecule: messenger RNA, 14822 nt
Organism: Porites lobata
Lineage: Eukaryota; Metazoa; Cnidaria; Anthozoa; Scleractinia; Poritidae
Source: the annotation of a GenBank genome assembly
AUGAUGAUGGCAGAAUCAGGAAUUGAACUGCGACUGACUGAAAUUGAAGGUAUGUGAGAGAGAAAUAACGCACUACAAUUUGCAAUUACUGGAGAAAAAGAGAAAGGAAGAAAGAGCUUCAUCUUGAGGCAAUGUCACCUUCUGUUUUAUUCUUCAAAACUGACCCUUUUUCUCAAUGAAGUAAACGACUCAGGCUGAUCAAUUUUUACAAUUUGAUCUUUUUUUCAUGUAAAUCGAUUAAAUAUAUACCAGGUAUCGCAGUGAUUAUUGAUUCUUAAUUUCGGCCGGAUAAUGCAUUUCUAGCUUUCUCAUUGGUUCCCUGAAUCCCAGUUACUAGCCGUUAUACCUACUUUUGACCUUAUAUGGAAAUUCAAUCAAAAUAAGUGCGCCGUCCUCCCGCACCAAGUGUCAACCCGAGUAUUCUAACAUGACUCUAAGGUCUUCUCGUCAUUUUUCUAUAUUUGAUUUGGUUUUCUUUGUGCUCAAGUCUCUUCUGGGAAUUUCAAGACAAUGGAAUCGUGAAAAAUUAUAUUGGCAAUUUUGUCCCUAAAGCCUCGGAGUCAUGUUAGAAUUAAAAUAUAUCGAACGUUGGCCGUUACAGAGGAUGUUUUGUAAAUUUAAAUGAAAUUGCCAGAAAGCGAAGGUUGAGAAUUACAUAAACCAAUUAUUCUAUAGAGCGCGCGAGUUUACAUGACGUGACGUGAUGAAAGGUCGAUCCUGGAUGUCCCAAACCAGGCGCCCGUUUCUCGAAACACCCGAAAACUUUUCAGGCCGGAAGGCAAACAAGUUUUAAAAUGAAAACCAAGGCCGAUAAGCGCAAAUUCAGGAUUAAUAUUUUGUUCAGGUUUUGUAUUUUACCUUCCUAUGUAUUGCUCAGAGUAAUAUUUUGUGUUAUCAUUAGCGUAUCUGGGAGUGAAGGCUCAACGGUAUUUUGCAAGAUCGAGAUGCGUGUUCUUAGACAAUAAAACCUUGCUUAAAAUUUGGCUUAAUCCUGGGUUAAACCUAACCAUCUUUGAAUAGUAGCACAGUCCCUAGCCCAAAAACCAGUCAAAUUUGCUUCGUUACCUGAUAGUUUCAUUGUAAUAUUUUCAAAAUAAUUGAAACUUUGAUCCUGAAUGCAAACACAACAAAGACAAAACAGCUUUUCAGGCCGGCCGAAAAGUCACCGGGACCUUCGAGAAACAGUUCCCACUCUUAUGGGAGUUAGACUAUUUUCUUGUGUAAACACUUUUUUCUUUUCCAAAGAAUUUGCAUAGAUGCUGGCCACUUGAGUGAAAACGCUCGAAGGAUAAGAGAUUGGUUGUAGCCAACUCGGCGCUUUACACCUUGUUGGUUAUUUGCUACCUCGUAUCCAACGCGGGCUUGUGGUAGGAACGUUAUUCGGUUGACAAUAUAUUAUAUUGAUCAUUGCCUUUUUACCCCAAUUUAACUCAGAUUUUGAGGAAUCUUUAAGAGAUGUAUUAAAACAAGAGGACUUUACAAAAAUCAACGAAAAGAUAAGAGCCAAAGCACUGACACAAUGUAAGAAGAACUGUUUGUUUAUGUCAAUGGAGGUGAGUUUAUCGAUAUAGAGUAUUUUCACAUGACGUAACGGCGGCCAUAUUGGUGUCCCAAGACAAUGAGACCCCUUUUAUGCUCUCUGGCCUCGGCCUCUCUGACUUGUGAAAAAGUCUAUCUUAGUAGUAACCUCUUCCUCAGGUUUUUGUUUUGUUGUUGUUGUUGUUCUUGUUGUUUCUUUCGUCUCUCACCAAGAUAGAGAUAACACAAGACGCUCAGAGAUUAAAAACAAACUGAUUUAAAGCGCUGAAGUAACAUAUAUAACGUUUUCAGCAAAGAAAUCAUCACUUUAAGAAGUAUUUUUCAUCGCUAGACAAACCGUUCAAAAAAUCUUGAAUUUCGUUGAACAAACGUGUGCCAAAAUGGCGUACAAUUUCCAAACUACCUUCAAGGCAAAGGGAAUUAUUAGUAACGAGUCAUUAUUAACGAGUUUGAGAACGUUUAUGCAGUCGACCGCUUCAAUUUGAAUCAAAAUGAACCCUUGACGAAACACUGUAUGCACUCUACGUUAAAAGACCCGUAUGAUAGAACUGCGAGAAAGUAUACUUGCUUGUUUGUUUGCUUAGUUUGUUUGUUUACACCGCCUACCUGCUUUUUUUUCCAAGGUGAGCUAUGAACUUCGUCGUUUAGCAAGUAGAAAGCUACCAAAUGUAGAUGACGUAGCCAAUAUGGCGUCUUCAGUUGAAGAGUUCACCAACCGUCUGAUCGAUCCUCUGAAGUCUGAUAUCAACCUCGGGCUCCGUGCGCGUUUCGAAAGUUGUUUUGAUGAUGUGAUGGAGAAUGCUAUAGCAUUUGAGCAAAAAAAGGUGCGUACUGAAGCAAGGUUUUUUAAUAUAUAUUCCACUAAAUACCUCACCGCGAGGUGGUGUAGAAUUGGAUGAGUUACAAUCUUAAUGUAUAGCGAAUCUUUGGUUCUUGGAAGCCUGAUCAUCUCUUUCGAUCUGUUGUGCUAUCUAUUUACACGAAACUCCUCCAUUGUGAUUUAUCUUUGACCUUUUGAUUCCCGGCUCUUCGUUGGAUCGAAUCCAUCAUAAUCAGACAUGUAGGAGUAAUUUAAAGCAAAAAGUUGCGGGUUUUUGCUGUUAUAGUGGCUCUGACCAAGUGCUAGGGUGCGAAACACCAGCUUUUGAAUAUGAUUAUGGUAAAUUGGCAUCAACUCUGCUCAGAUUAAUCGUAAUUGGCUCUUCGCCUUUGGGGAACGUGAUGGUAAUGAUAAUGAUGAUUAGUAUUACUGCUCCCGCAGGGAUUUCGCCUAGAAGGCGAAUUCCCGAGGAGGCACUCUGACUAGUAGUUUGCGCGUAUAUUAACACGAGUUCACAAAUCUUUGAUUGGAAACGCGUGAACGUGAAUUGAUCAAACCUUUGAAUUUCUAAGGCUUACUUUCCGGCAAAUAAAAUGAACUGUAUGUAAAAAGUAAAAAGAAAUAGCGAAAACUGGGGAUUCCAACUUCUAAUUAAAUCUUUUCUUAUGGCUUACAGUAAACUAUUCUCUUUGAUCAAAGCUGUGUAAAUUGAACUGAAUCAGUGCAUGGAACGUUUCCUGUUUUCUCUCACCUAUUGUAUGGAAUAUGUGUGAAAAUCUUCAUUAUAAAUCGAUAUAUUUCAAAGAGCUACUGAACGACUAAGAAUACUAUUGACCGACAAUAUACAGCGCGGGGGCAGCUGUAGUGUCAAGUGCCGUGCAAGGACUAGACAUUAAAAGUUGUUUUUAACGACUUUUUGCAGUUUUAUCCAUCCAGUCAUUGAUAAUAUGAAAAACAACAGAUGGUAUGGUGAUAUUGGUAAGAUCUGGACUUAUUCUUAUUUCACUGUUGCCCGAUGGAUAUGGAUAUUUCUUGACGUCUGGUGCUUGUUUGACUUGGUGUUAUUUCAGUUGUUUUCACUGUGCUAUUUAUUGUUCAUAUUGCAAGAGGAAGAAGCUCACAUCUCGCCGGUGAGUUUUCUUUUAAUUUUUCCCUGUUAGCGUUAAGGCUCUUCAUAGAUCACAUAAAAUAAUUAAAGCAUGAUUUUCUUGUCCUGCAAACUUGGUUACCGAGAAUUACAUGUAGCUGUGGGUUUUGCGGGUUCUUGAGGAUUUAUGGAGAUUAGUUGUUAUGUACUGGGGUCUGAAUUUGCGAUCAGAACACAGCGCUAAGACGACAACAACAUCUGUAAAUUUAAUGAAACGAUCAAGAUGAAUCCACUCUUAAAUUCAACUUUUGCUAUGGCGUCAUCACUUCAACAAGGUCAUUCAAGGGGAACUAAGGGCUGGGUAACGAGUUCAAGUCUCAAUUGUUCAAAAGGUGAAUAAGCUAGAUGCGCUAUCCACCUCUACCCAGUGUAUAAUGCAACUGGUUUCCGGUUCCCUAAAACUUUAGUGACAGUUUAUCAGGCCCGUAGUUGUUCAAAAGCUGGAUAGCGCUAUCCAUCGGAUAAAUCACUACCAAGUGGAUAAAUAUUAGGGAAACCAAUUGCCCUAUCCAGUGGAUCGAGAUUUAUCGGGCCCCGGUCGUUCAAACGUUGGAUAGAGCUAUCCAUCGGAUAAAUCACUAUCCAGCGGAUAAGUAUUAGGAAAACCGAUUGCACCAUCCACUGAAGAGAUAUUUAUCCACUGGGUACCGCUAUCCAACGUUUGAACAACCGGGGCCUGGUGGAUAGCGCUAACCACCUUUUGAAAACUGGGACCUGGGCCCGGUUGUUGAAAAGAUGGAUAACACUAUCCACUGGAUAAAUCACUAGCCAGUGGAUAAUUAGUAUUUGGAAAGCCAAUUGCACUAUCCAGUGUGGACAGUGAUUUAUCCUGUGGAUAGCGCUAUUUAUCACCUUUUGAAAACUGUGACCUGGCCCCAGUUCUUCAAAAGUUGGAUAGCGCUAUCCAACGGAUAAAUCACUAUCCCACGGAUAACUGUAAGGGAAACCAAUUGCGCUAUCCAGUGGAUAGUGAUUUAUCCAACACCGCGGCAAAACGUCUACGCAUGCGCCAGGUUAAGCAUUUCCGGUCUCUUUUUCAGUCACACUUUCCGGUCAGAUCAAAGUCUCCCGCGCGCGCUCGGCUUGAUUCUGUGUGCAGCUUGUGGUUCAGUUGUUCUGCUUCAUGCUGCUCGUGUUUUUGACUAUUUUGUAGUUAUUGAAAUUGCUUUUAUGGAUAACCAGGCACAGAUCACUGAAACAAUUAGUCGUAUAGAUUCAGAAAAGGUAAGAUGAUUACUGAUAACUCAGUGUGAAAGUUUGGCUAGAGCGUCAGGUAAACUGAUUUUCAUUCACGAAAACAAAGUUUUUGACUGUUAUUUUUCACUUAACCUGGCUGAAACUAAGACAUAAAAAGUUAUCAUUGCAAGCUUGUAUAUUGUAGUUCUAAUUUUCAGUUCUUCAGUUUCUCAGUCUUCAUGUGUUAAAGCCGAUUCGAGCUUCAUUUGGAAAACGACAACACACAAUCGCUUUGUAGUUUUAUUUACCAGUGAGUUACCGUGUUUUGAAACGAAACUCUUCUGAGUUGAUUGCCAUGAAACAAGCUUAAUUAUACUGUUGAGGUUGGCAGCAAGUUGACAACUCUAUUAAUUUUUUUCAUUCUCAGAAUCAGAGAGCGAAAGCUGGUUCGAUGGCUUUUAGAAGUCGAACUUUUCAUGCCAUGUAUUUAGCAGCUGGAAGUUUCGUGUUUGCAUGAGAUGCAGCCGAGCCGCACAGUCUGAAAUUCUUCAACCAAAGAACAACCGUGUAAAAGAAUUAAAUAGGCAUUUUCUUGAAUGAAAGUCAUUUAUAGGCAUGUUUAGUUUCCCGGCACUGAAAACUCCGGGUGUUUGUGAAUGCAGUCAUGAAAGUCGAAGUUGUUAUUAAAUCCCGCCCAUCUCUUGUUUUGAGGUCUUGUUUUCUCCGAUAAUAAAAAAAUUAUUAAACGGACUAAAAUUUUAUUUCCUGGUUUUAGUGUUAAUGAUAAUGAUGACGUCUUUAUUUUGGUUUCUUUCAUACGCAUUGUUACUCUUUUCUUAGUUGUCGCCUUCUCCCAUAACUUCUGCCAAACCAGUAGCAUGCAAGAAAGCCAGUAAACACAAAUUCGUGGUGUCGAGCGCUCGCGACCUGCAAACUUCAAACAUCAUUUUCACCUUUGGUGCAAACAGAUAACCAUGUGGUGCAAAGGUUUGACGCUAGAAAAAUAUAUAAGCUUUCGAAUGAAGUGAUUUUUUUCGCCCCCUUUUUUGUCUGUUACUCCCUUUUUGCUUUUAAACUUGGUGCGACGGCAAUGUUAUGCUUACGCAAUUGGUUUAUAUACUAGACCGGAAAUAAAAAGCUGACCGGAUGUUAAAUUUUGUGCUCAUGCGCAGUGCGUUUUGCCGCGGUGUUGAUUUAUCCAAUGGAUUUUCCAAUGGAUAGCGUUAUCUACCUUUUGAACAACUGGGGUCCUGGUGGAUAGUGCUAUCCAACGUUUGAACAACUGGAGUCAUAAGGAUACAUGUAUGAUGCGAAAAGGAGUCAAAAGGUCUUACCCUGUUUUUUGUUUGUUUGUUUGCUGUUGUUUUCUACUUUGAAUGUUUUAGAACCAAGGCAAAAGGAUUUGUAUGGUAAGAUGCAUUUCUCAAUAUAUGUAAGUUCUAGCCGACUAUAUAGUUUUGCCGAUUCUUUAGUUGUGAUGGAGAGAAGAAAAUUAAAGCCCACUUGAGGUGUAAAUGAAGAGCCUUUCGCUUUUGAAUACAUUGGAACCUCUAUUCAGGAGUCACCUUUGGGACCAAGGAAAGUGUCCCCUGAAUGGAGGCUGGGCUGGGAUCUGUUAAUAAUUAACCAACAAAGAAAAUAUUUUUAAUAGAGCCCAAAGAGGCGUCUGCUCCCGCAGGCCAGGGAAUCUUCAGCAGUCGUUAUUUCAAGCAGCUAGAUAAUGUAUAAAUUGUUGAAUUCUCACAACUGCAGUUCAUUGAUUUAAGUGAGUUAAUUUAUGUUUUGAAAGCUGUCGCCAUUGUGACUAGUGAACACUUAACUUAUCAAUGAUUCAGUGGUCAGUCACUUUUUGAUUGUCAAGGUGUCCCCUGAAUGGCGAUUAAACCGAAGUUGAGGGACCCAGAAAAAGUGUCCCUUUCCUUUGAAUAGACGGUGUCCCUUCAGUAGAGGUUACAAACAUAAAGAUUAUGUACUGUGAACAUUUUUCCAGGACCAAAUUUUGUGUCCCCUGAACGGAGGUGUCCCUCUGAUAGCGGUGUCCCAAAGGAGAUUCGGUUCCACUGUAUGUAGUGCGAAAUGCCAGAAAUACUUUUGUAACACUGUUAUGAACUAAUUGGUCAAAUUUGAGGCCAGUUUCUCCACAUUUACCUCACGUUAAAUUUAACUGAAGAAACAACAAAUUAAUACAUUACAGGGAGACACCUUAAUAUUAGUAUUUGUUUUUUUUUUUCAGAGAAUUAUCGCGAUUACUUUACAACACCUUACUUCAUCUUCAUCCGGGACACUUUGAGCUAUCUGGCGUUACUAGGACUCCAUUUCGCCGUCUGUCUGAGCCCAAGCAGUAUCGAGAUGACUGGCCUAGAGUGGGCCAUCAUGGUCUUUUUUAUGGGUCGAACCUUACUGGAGAUUCAACAGUUACGUGCCAUAUACAUAGACAUGAAACGGUACAAACAACGCGAGUUGAAGAUGAAUCAAAGACUGAAAGAAAGUUUUCAGGUUUACACCAGGUAAGUAAUUUCAAACGGCGCUGGAAAAGAAAGACUUUUAAUCUGCACAGUUUUGUUGCAUGGUCGAGAGUUAUCUUCAAGUUCCCACUAGCAGAGUUUUCAUUUUCUUUUGCAAUUUACAAAAGAGACUGCCAGUCUGAAUCAAAUGUUGUUUGCAUGAUCUAAACAUUUGCCGUUCAUGAUAGUAGACGAAACAAAUUAGUUUCUUCGUUCUACUACCCAUGAGGGCACAAAAAAAACAAAUCGAUGGCGCCAGAAGCAAAUCACUCACAACAAGUAAAGCUACAGCAAAAGGGGCAACAAAGACGUGUAACCUGCUUUGCAGCAUUGCUGCAGAUCGUGUUGAAAAGCGAUGAUAUGUUGCGAGUUUUACCACCCACGUUCAAAUCUGUUUUGCAAUAAAGGUUGCUGCGAGUUGCUUGAAAACUGACUUCUGAUUGGAUAAAAUAAAGCGGGAGUCAUGCCAUACACGGGAUUUACGUCACCUGCAGCAAGACAAGUUUGCCUUGGGCUGGUAAAAUUUUUUGCAAGACAGGUUUAAACGUUGGUGGUAAAACGCACAACAUCUCUUCUGAACGACACUUUCACUCGUUAAAAAAGGAAUAUUGUUUCUUCUUGUUGCUCAAGAUUUAUUUUCUUUGCGCUUGUAAACGUAAGCCCACUUAUGAAAUCACACUUUUCAAACGCAAACUACUCACAUUAAAACUAAUUCCUCACAGCAAAAACAAAUUACUUACAUAAAAACAAAUAACUCUCAAUUAAAAAACCAUGAAAAGUAAAUCACUCACAACAAAUUGAAACCGAUCACCGUGAGCAAAACCAAAUCUAUCAUAGCAAACUAAAUUGACUGAUCACAGGCUUAAUAUCUUCAGUUUGUAUCGAUGGACGCUCAAGUUAAAACCAGGGUUAAACUGCAUACAUGGAUAGCUUUUUCACCAAUGCAAUAUUUCUUACCAGUUUUUUAUCAGAUCAAACCAAGUUUAUACUGAUAGACCACCGAAGCAUACCAGUUUUCCUUUACCUGUGCGACGCGCCAGGGAGGUUCAAAAUCUAGAAGUUUAAAUUAAUGAUUAGAAGUCUUUUCCUUCAUAUGCAACUCCAACCUCAAAGCUCUGGGUGGCCACAGUAUGCGAGAAAGUUAUGCGAAUAGUUCAGUAGGGUAGGCGGGGACCUCGUGUUGCUUGUUCACACUCUGUAAUUCUAAUUUUUUUACGGCCGGCUGGUCCUGGUUUUUGAAAUACAGUCCGUAGUCCUCAUAUCCAAAAGCUGGGAUUCCUUUUUCAGGGGAAGAAGAUGCAAAAAUUUUUGUCGGAAAAACUAAGGUCGAUAAGGAAAUAAAUCUUGAGAAAUAAAAAGAUAUUUCCUUUUUAAAGAGUCAUGUUAUGUUCUGGGUGACCUAUCUGGCGUUGUCUUGUGAUGUUUCUUCAGAGAUAAUUAUGUUGCAUGAUUUUAAGACAAGUUGGGACUUAAAGAAAAAUCAAAACGAGCAGAUUCAGUCUAUUGACAAAUAGCAAGUAACCAGCAACCCAACCUCGUUCCAAGGCUUCCCUCCUACUCGGUCCCGGAAAUAGAAAGCAACGCUAUCUUUUUAGUUGAUGCACUAUAACUUCAAAGGAACUCAUUAAUUUACCUUUUUUUCAAUCCUCACAACAGGAGUAGCUGGAACUGUUUGGACCUCGUCACUCUUAUCGUGUACGGAUGCGCAUUUUUCCUUAAGAUUGCCAUAUGGUCGUCACCUACUACGACAGUGGUGAACAAUCGACCUCUCAUUGUUAGUGGUUACCUUUACGGCCUCAAUACAAUGAUUCUUACCUUCAGAGUAUUUGGACAGGUGAUGGAGACAGUCAAAGGACUUGGAACUAUUCAAAUAGCUUUGUUCAGCAUCAUCAGUGACGUUGCCACAAUAUUUUGGCAGUUUGCAGCAGCAAUAUUGGCAUUUUCAUUCGCCAUAACUAAAGUUUACAUGACGGAAAUUUCUUUUAUUCGGACGAGAUUUAAUGGGACAGACGCGUAAGUAUGUUUUUGAAACCUUAAACAUUUAUAUCCUUCGUCUGACAAUAAAGAAAUUGUAUUAUUCGGUAAUAAUCCACUUACCUCAUCGUUUUAUUUUCAGGGUCUGCAAAACUUCUGGACAAUCUUGGUAAGUUGCUUUCCUUCCCUAUCAAAUAAAUUGUGUAUUCUAAAGUAGUUAUUUUGGCCUCUUUUUUGCGAGAUAAAUCUUCGGACAAAACAGUCAUCGGCUGCGAGGAGUGAACAGGAAAUUUUGAAUUUAUGUAACAAGGUAACGAAUUAUUUGAAGAAUGUUUAUAUAACGUUUUGGGCAAAAACUUUGCAGAGACGAGAAGUUACAGAAGUUAAUAGAAUUAACUAACCGCUUUGGACAGGGGAGUUAGAAAACCUGUUCAUACUGAUCAAGUUUCAAACCAAAAUAAGGUUUCUUUAAAAAGUAUGUCUGGCGAAAAUUCAAAUCUUUUUUGUUCCUUACGCAUUUCAGUUGGUGGUUGACAGCAAAACACCUUUGUUGGUCCCUACUUGGAAUGGCGGAAGUAGAUUCAUUGAACUCAGUUGACGAGGCAACAGUGACACUAUGUAAAGUCUUAUAUGCGAUAUAUCUGGUCGUGGCUGGUGUUCUACUUAUGAACAUGAUGAUUGCCCUGUUAUCAAACACUUACCAAAGAGUAGAGGUAAGUAUAAACCAUUAUUAACCGUCAGUAGACCCAGUCAAAAUUCACGGACGAAUACAAAAUUUCGUUUUAAAAAAAUGCUGAAAAACAUACAGAACCAUGCAACAGUGUAACAGUACUGCUGAAGAGGUUUAAUUUGAAUGGCAACACCAUAGGAUCUCUUCAGCACACUCAGAAGUUAGAGCUACAAACAAAUUAAAUAGUUCUAUGUGAAAAGUAUACUGCUGAAUGGUCACACCAUAGGAAUUGGUCAUAGGCUUGAAAAUUAAAACCGCCUUUUAGCGUAAUAAGCUUCUAUUUGAAUUGUUGCCUCGAAGGGCUUUGGCCAGAGACACAAAUGUAGAGAUAUAUUCCGGCGCGUGUCUUCAUAUUUUAACCCUUCAAGUCCCAAGAGGGACAAACAACAAUUUUUCGGAUCAAUUUAGGUUUCUGAGAAACUGCCCUCCUACCCCUCCCCUAACCCAUCAUUUUGCCCAAAGUGAGAAUUAAGUGUUAAUGUUAGCUUAGGGGAGGGGUAGGUGGGCAGUUUCCCUGAAACCUAAAUUGAUCCCAAUUUUCUCCUUACAAUGAUGAUACAUCAAUAAGAGAAAAGGUUAUGAGAAUGAAUAAAAUGAUCACCAAAGGGAAAAUGCUUUGAUCAUGUUUUGAAUUCUUUCAACCAGUUCUUUAGGGAAAUGCAUGGAGAUCAGUCUGGAGAAUUUGCAUACUGAUAUUGGGGCGUUAAGGGUUAAUGCUAUAAGGGGGUGAGGUUUUAAGGAAACUGAGGUGUUGCCUCUGUGGGGGAAUAAAACAUCAAACGAGUUAUCAAAGCGUUUAUGUAACAUCGUUUUUCAGUUCUCACAAUUGCGUGACUGAGCUCUUGUGACAAUUCUAAGUCUGCCUAUUAAAUAUAAAACUGUUUUUUUUUUAUUUUCCAGGAAAACUCUCUAAAGGAGUGGUCUUUCAAGAAAGCCAUUACAGUUCAAACAUACACUUACUUGCACCCAGUUCCUGUACCGCUCAACAUUAUAAGCAGUAUUGUUAUGGGCGUGGUCUGCCUGUGCAAAAAACGUAUUGGAAGGUGCCCCUGUGCGCGCGAAUGCCGUGGUUUCUUAACUCCCGAAGACGAUCAGCCCAGAGUAAGUGUAAUUUCAAACCCGUUUCAAACCCUUCGCGUUUUCCUUUUCUCUUUAUUUUCAAUCUCUCAAGUCGUUUAAAAUGAAAGAAUUACAACUAAGAAUUUCCACGUUCUAUACUUCAAAUCUCCGAACAUUUUCUAUCAUACUGUAUAUACUCGUCCACAGUCCAUAAGGUGUAGUAAAUUAUUGCUAAUCCAAGCAGUAUAUGUGCAGGGUUCUUGAAACACCAUGACUACCAUAGUUCAGUGGCUACAGCACGGAGAUCAUUUGUUCGAAUUCCCGCACGCCGUUGCAGCAUUUUCAAUGCAGACUCCUGUUAAGAAGUAACUUGAGUGUCAGGCCUUCCUAAGACACUGAGGGAGAGGAGAUUUUUCGCUUCUCUCCUCCCCCUUUCCCCCCAGAAACGCCUAAUUCUCAUGCUAGUCAGGACGUUGUUAAGAUCUUCGGUCUCCAUAGUCUUCUACGCAGCUGUUGUUUUCUGGUGACCAAACGCGCCACCUCAAAGGAGAAAGUAUAAAAGUAAAAGUCCUCCUUUGGGGAGGGACGUUGGGUGACGAAAGUCACCCAAAAGCCUGCAUGGGAGACAAGUGUCCCCAGUCUACUAGCGCCGGCGGUUUGCUGUAACUUGAGAACACAGCCGACAUUUCGCAACGCCACCAUUAGUUUCCUUUCGAAGUGACGUCUGAGGGCUAGCACAGAAAUUCACAGGCCCAGAACCGGGUACUGCUUCUUAUUUGUCCUGCCACGAGGGAAUUUACUUCAGCCAAUCAGAAGCACUACAUAGAUCCGGGUAGUGGCACGUCAUCGGUGUGAAAGUUCUGCAGCCGUUCCUCGGUCGUCAUUUCAUAGGGUAACCUGAGUGGUUGCGUCGCGAAAUGUCGGACUAGGUUUGCUGCAGCCACUCGGUUCAGUUUGACGUUAUAUUAUAUUUGUUUCAGGAUCGACUUGAUGUCAUCGUUGAAGAUCUCCAAAACACUUACUUCACAACUUAUGGAGACGCAUUCCCAGGAACGGGUUUGUGUUAAUAUCCUUAUGCCAUAUCUAUGUUCUGAAUUUAGUCACUUUUAAAAUCAACAAUAGUAAAAUCUCCUGCGUUGUAAUUGUGCUGAGAACCCUUUAAUAACCACAGAACAAUGCUGGUAUGCUCCCUAAAAAGAGAACAUUAACAAAUUAAGAAGGUUUGUUGGCUUUAAAGUAGUUGACGUUGUGAAAUAUUUUAGUGAAAAGUGUAUCGAGAGAGACGUUUACCCGGCAUGACAGUCAAAAGAGGUUGAAUCUGGCCUGACCUGCUUUCACUGUGCUUUGAACCCGUUAUUUCAUUCCCUGGAAUAUUUUUUAAAGGUACCAUAUGCUAUGAAAAAUACAUUAUUUUGGGAAGCAAAAGGUGAUGGCGGGAAAUUUCAUGUCCAUUAAUUAUGAAGAAAAAUUGCCAUCAGAGAGCCAGGGGUAGCUAAUUGAGAAGAGAAGCGGGGUUGAAAUCAUUGCCAGCAAAAUUCACGAGAUGACUAGAGAGUCCCUAUAACUUUCUCUUACCGAACUGGCUGGUGUGGAAAUAAAAUUUACACUUGGGGUUUUCCGGUUCUUCGUGUAAACGUUUCCUGCGAAGAUUUCGCUCGUGGGUGUUUCAUCCCAGUUAGCUGUCCCUGGUUCAACGAAGAUGCGCCUAGCGCAUGUUCAGAACGGUUGCAAAAUAUAACUCUUGACUAGAAUAGGCAGUUCCCGCUAAAGUGCGUGAUUAAAGGUACAAAAUCUAGCCUUUUUAUGAAAUUGCCUAUGCAAGCCUCGACCUUAAUUCAUUCUGUUUCUGAAUAUGGGAAAACUUGCCCGAUUUUGGCAAACUCGAGAAAGACAUGCAUGAAUCGAGUAAGAUCUUUGUUGAGCUUGUCUUGCCUGUUGCUAGCAUACAAUUUUCAACCCAGGCUUAAUAGCUGUGAGCAUGGCACAUCGGGCUUAAGUUAGUUAUGACCAUCGAUAAAUCAAUAAACGGAUGCUCGCACUCGGAAAACCAAGUUUUUCUCCACUGAAGAAGACGAAAGGAGACUCUGCAAGCAGGGUAGAAAACUAUCAACAAGUGUGGUUUAUAUAAAGAGUGCAUAAAAAUGACGGCUCCUCUGUUAAUAGCACGCGCCACAGACGAAACUAAACUCUGUUAAAGUCCGUCAGCGAAACAGCGCCGAAAUUCUUGUUCUAUUACGCGCCAUGAUUGGCCUGUUAAAAAAGCCACCGUCAGUUUGCCAAUCAGAUUAAAAGAAAUUCGAAACGCACUUCCGGUAAUUCGUUGAGUCAGUUGGGGGCCCAAAACAAGAAUCUCCGCGGCGCUUCUUCGCAGACGUUACUUCCCUGGGUUAAAUUACGUCUGCGACGCAGGCUGCUCUGUUAACAACUCCGCUAAUAUUUGUUGAAUGCAGAAGAAAGAAAGUUGGAAAAACCGCUGGAUGAAGCAGAGGGAAAUGGAGAAAUUACCGAUCAAAUUGCAAAUCAAGCAUUGGCGAGUAAGGUAACUGUAGGUUUUAUUGUAGUGUGGACGCAUGACGAACUCGGUCUCACUGAUUACUCUGUUUAGUUAAGGGUUGGGAGCGGCUGUAGAAUUAGCAGCCACAAAGUACUGUGUCGUUACGAUAUUCAAUGGUAACGAGUUUUCACAGACGCCUUUUUCUAGCGUGCGUCUGACAGUUCCCCCUGGAGGUUUGACAGGUCAACUGAUCAAGGAAAUUCAACUUUGCAAGACACCAACAUGGCACCCAAAAAAGUAGGAGUAUAGCGCUGGGCUGCUGUUUCCAUUAACUGGAGCUCGCAGCGCCGUAUACAGCUAUUCCGAGAAAGGUUGUCGGAAAAAAUGUGCGCGCGACAAUCCCGAAAGGUAAAAUGGGAUGUGAUCAAUACACUGUUCCUGACGCUGUAGCUGUCGAACAUAAUUUUGUUGCUUUCCUUUAGCACUCACAAACAUUCGUCCAGGGGCUUUCGUGACAUUCUUUCAAACUUCUUUGAAGAACAGUAAACUCAAAACCACCCACAAUACCUUUCAGGAUUGUUGCGUGCACUUUUUCCGACAACCUUUCUGAAAUAGCUGUUAAUUUGUAAAAUAAUUUAAUAGUACUCGCACGAAUCUCUCGGAUGUUCACCAUGUUUGUACCUAGGACGCACAGAAACAAACCUUGGACAGUAACUUGCCCCCAAAAAAGAAACUUAAAACCAUACACAGCAUAUCGAGCAUCACAUACAUCAGACCUACGGUCUCAAAAAAUUGCGUUAGGUAAUUGCACUCAUGUUGGUAAGGGGUGGGCUGCCCGGCGGGCUGUAAAACCAUAACCCAGCUCAUACUACACUGGUUGAUCUAUCUCGCUGUAUUUGGACUUUUUUUUACAGCCAUACAUGUAUCUGUCCUUUUUUCCGCAGACAAGUCGGGCUGGCAAUGGGGACGUUCCUGUGCAGCAAGAUCUGGACAGUGAAGACGUUGUAUUGAGUGAAACAAUUAGCUGCAAAACAACAUCAGCAGCUGAAGCAAGUGAUAGCGAUAAAGAAGCUAUUCGUACUGAACUAGACGAUGCUUUCGCAUCUUUUCGACGACUGAGGAAUAAUUUCUUAGUAAACUUUAGAAACUUUGAAGAUUUGUUUCAUGACAGACAGAGAGAAUUAGCAAAGCUAGCCAGUAAAAGUGGUAAAGACGAGAGCGAAGUCAUCCUUCGUAACCUAGACAAACAAGAACUUGAGUGCUCUAACAUGGUGAAAAAAAUGAAGCAAGAUUUAGACAAACUUGGCGAAAUUUCAAAUGAGAAAUCUAAGGUACAUGGUCUUCUUGAAAAGCAAGUCAAAGGAGAAGAGAUAUUAUAA